Molecule: messenger RNA, 906 nt
Organism: Glarea lozoyensis ATCC 20868
Lineage: Eukaryota; Fungi; Ascomycota; Leotiomycetes; Helotiales; Helotiaceae
Exons: 1
Coding region: 1-906 (301 amino acids)
Source: RefSeq, a predicted model, not a curated record
AUGGCCCGACAGAGGCCCAGUUGGGUGAACAAGACCCUUUUGACGAGUCAGGUUUACGACGUUAUUGAAGGUUUUGUAUCGAGUCCCAAUUGCGAGGCCUCCGAAAUCGCAACGUCAUUAACGUCGCUGUUCCUACCCUUUACAAGAACCAGAAGCGAUAUCGAGAAUGUUGAUUGCUUGUGGGGAACGAUUUUCUGGACGGCGUCGACCUUUUUUCCUGGGGCGACCGAGCACUGGCGGCUUAUAGAGCUUGUUCGUGAAAUCCAGAGGAUUCCAGCACCGCCGGGAGAAGCAAUAAGCGCGGACGAGGAUGCGAAUGGUCAUGAGUGGUGGGUAGACCUUCCCGGAUGGACAAGAGUUUGGGCAGAUCUAGAAUGCGAUGCGCCCAUUACAACACCCAUACGGAACAGAAAGGGAGCAACACAGGAGCAGCCGAUGAAGUUUACGCCCGGGCCGUGGCGACGUGAAGAUGGGAAACCAAUGUCCGCGUUGGCGUGGACGAAUUUAAAUGCCUUUGCUGCUAAAUUGUACGCCCAAACACCCCUAGACUAUCUAGGUCUGAUAGGAUUACAGUCCUUUCUAGAGGCACUGGAGAAGGAUAUAUCUCCCAGAGACCUCGACAAUGUGGUUCCCGCAGCGGCAUGCUGGGUCUUAUCAGCCGGAAAAAGCCUUUGGGAUAAUAGUGAGGAGUUUGGCAUGGCGAUCAACGAGCGAGACCCAAUUGACAGCUUGACUAUGUCUGGCGGAGAGCUGUACACCGGCACAAGAGGGUUAUCUGACGAAAGAUGGACAUUUUGGAAGGAACGCUUUGCUAUCUUGAGCAAAAGGCUGGACCUGAGUCCCAACACUCGACUGUUCGCUUCUCAGGCGUUUGAUGAGAUGAAAUGCAUUGAAGUCAGAAAAUAG